Syzygium oleosum is the source of this 1083-nucleotide messenger RNA. RefSeq lists its product as uncharacterized. Gene Ontology annotation, cellular component: membrane; cytoplasm. Bases 23 to 955 code for a protein of 310 amino acids. Lineage: Eukaryota; Viridiplantae; Streptophyta; Magnoliopsida; Myrtales; Myrtaceae. The transcript has 5 exons. The record is from RefSeq and is a predicted model, not a curated record.
CUCGGACUAAUUGAAUCUUUCCAUGGGUGCUCUGAGCGGUGGCUGUGGCUGUGGCCGUGGCGGGCUCUGGGGGUGGAACGGUCCCCGGAGGAACGAGGGAUCGUCGCGGCGUCCUCGUCGGAGGAGCUCGAGGCCUUCGGAUUCCGCGGAGCCGGCCGGGAGCGUCGCUCGCCGGUUCCCCCUCAAGCAAGCGGCGACGGCGGGCUCGCUCGCUCUCGCCGGCGACACGAUAGCUCAGGUCAGGGAGCGCCUGAGAAGGAAGAGGGAGGAGGGCUCGGCGGGACCUUCCUCGCCUGGAUCGGACAUUGAUGGUGCUCGCGAGGACAUCAUUCGCAUUCUUUUUUCAGAUCAUGACUGGUUUCGGGCCCUGCGCAUGACUUCUUAUGGAUUCCUUUUCUAUGGCCCCGGUUCUUAUGUCUGGUAUCAGUAUCUUGAUCAAAAUUUGCCUAAGCCAACAGUUGAGAACUUGAUGCUGAAGGUAUUGUUAAACCAGAUCGUGCUUGGCCCUACAGUUAUUGCGAUUGUUUUUGCUUGGAACAACUUAUGGCAAGGGAAGUUAUCCGAGCUUCCUAAAAAGUAUCAAAAAGGUGCUCUUCCCACACUACUCUGUGGUAAAGUUCUGGAUCCCUGUCAGUGCAUUGAAUUUCUGACUUUCCGGCUUUCUUCUUAUUAUGUAGAAAAGCUGGGGUGGCCUAUCUCGCCAUCAGGAAGUUCAGAGAAGCGCUCGGGGAUUUUCAGCGGGUUUCUUUUUCCCCGGACAAUAAUAGUCGACACUGUCUGCUUUCGUGUAUUUGAAAUCCGAAUGUGGUCGGCUUCACCGAUCAAUUAUUCCCUCCGCUUAUUCAUUUGGAAUCGCCUGUCAAAUGAUGUGAUUUCGCUCUGUACGUUCUUCUGUGCUUCCAUGAUCAGGCUUCGAACAUUUGUCCCCGCAAUUUCGAUGUCACGAAAAGAGUGAAAGAAUGCGAAAAUGGGCUGAUGCAACUUCAGCGAGCAAUCAUCUUGCCCGAACCCAAACCCACGUCCUCGACUAACCGCCGAGGAGCAAUCAUCCUGCCCGAACCGACGGCGGCGGCCAAACUCAAA